Pseudovirgaria hyperparasitica is the source of this 1474-nucleotide messenger RNA. RefSeq lists its product as uncharacterized. NCBI's taxonomy places the organism in Eukaryota, Fungi, Ascomycota, Dothideomycetes, Acrospermales, Acrospermaceae. Bases 297 to 1106 code for a protein of 269 amino acids. The record is from RefSeq and is a predicted model, not a curated record. The transcript has a single exon.
CUUGUGAUAUGGUUAAGAUUGGAGCGGCUGUACAACCUGGCCGGUCCUGACGGUGGGAUGUUGUUUGCUCGCAGGGGAAUGAUAUGCAUUACGAGGAGUGUACGCAAGGAGAACGCGAUUAUAGUGCCGGAUUUUAACUAGGCGGCAAAGUUACUGUGUUCUACUUGUAUGAGGGUGUACGAGAUUGCGCGCAGAAAAAGAGCAAACAAUAUGUGAGCAUAGAUGAUAACCAUAUUGUUUGCCCCAACUCACAUUCAUCUCUACUCUCCUUCUUCCACCUUUAUUCGUUCUCAAAUAUGGAGAACGCUGUGCGCAGAGUUAUCAGUCUCGUGUUGGAUUGUUUCGGCGCGUAUGCAUUUUAUAAAGAUCGGCGACGACAUCACCGCCAGGAUCGCGCUGAGGAGAAGAACCGCCGUCAGGUAGCAGUCUACGAGUUGCCCGUCGUACCUUACGUGCUUCCAUGCCCUCCUUCGAAGGUCUUUACGCCCGUCCGACCGCUGCGCACUUCUCGUCGGCAGGGAUACGCACCGCCCGUGGCAGGGAGCAAAGCCGGAGAAAAGACUGCGCCGAGGGCGACGCACGUUGAUAUGAUACUGCCGCAGAUUACGGAGCUGUUUGACUUGUCUUCAUCAUGCAGUGGCUCUGAUGGUGUUUGUGGCGGGUCGUCGAGUGGCGAUUCUUCAGAACCUGGAUCAAGCUCCAGUGACGGUGAGAGUCCCAGGAGGGGGCAGAACAGGUCAAAGAUGACACGUUCCGCUGAUGUUUCAUCGAGAAACGGUAAGAGGAAGGCAGAUGAUGAUGUUUAUCAAUGCCAUGCUCAAGGAACACGACCAGUCCCACAGCGACGCGCCACGAUGCCGGCCAUGUUGGAGAGAGAAAACAUACCUCGAUUGUCAGCAUCGCGCCGGUUACUUCCUGCACCGAAGGCUGUUAGGUUUCGAGACUCUCCUGAAAGAGACUCCCCUGAAGAGCACCCGCGAAAUAUGGGCAGAAUGAGACAGUCAAGUCUUGCAAUGGGUCGUUUGCCACGCAUGAUACCGCGGGGCAAGAUGACACCAAUAAGCCGGAAUACAAUGAGAAGGCCCGUAUAUACCGGUCGAGCUUAAUCGGCUGGUCACUCUGUAAGAAUACCUACAUCGUAUUCAUGGUUUCUAUAAGUUGUAGCCCACUUGCUGUGCCCGUUAAUCGUUACUCAAUUGAGGCAAAAUGCAAGAACGACUGAAUUUCAUAUAUGGAAAGGAGCAAAAAAUUUAAAACAAAAACGCUUGACCCGAGAAUUGAACUGGGUACUCAACGGAAAACCAGGCGAACUGAUUUAUUAUCCACGUUGUGGGACCACUAUACCAAGCAGCCCCGAAGUGUGGGAACUGGAAGUCCUUUCAAUCGAAUUGAAUAUAAAGGGCAGCCACAGUACGGACUUCUGAGGGUAAUGGUGGUGGAGAGUGCUUGCGAGGUCUACGCGCACACGCGGUGA